AUGGAGAAGGUGUUAACGAGAUAUGAAGAAUCUAAUUUGGUCCUGAAUUGGGGAAAAUGCGACUUUAUGGUAAGUGAAGAAAUUGUUUUGGGCCAUAAGAUUUCAAGCAAAGGAAUUGAAGUAGAUCGUGCUAAGGUUUCAACUAUUGAGAACUUGCCUUCUCUGAUUUCAGUUAAGGGUGUUCGGAUUUUUCUUGGCCACGCUGGAUUUUAUAGGAGAUUUAUUAAAGAUUUCUCCAAGAUUUCUAAACCCAUGUCUGCUCUAUUAAUGAAUGGAGUACAUUUUAAAUUUGAUGUUGAUUGUCAAAGAGCUUUCAAUACUUUGAAAGACAAACUGAUCACUGCACCGAUUGUGGUACCACGAAAUUGGGAACUUCCCUUUGAAUUGAUGUGCGAUGCAAGGAUAAAGAAUUUAGUUGCAGACCAUCUAUCUAGAUUGGAAUUAGAAGAAGAUCCCAAUAAGAAAAAUGUACAAAUUGAUGAUAACUUUCCGGAUGAACAAUUAUUUUUGAUUGCUGAAGAAGAAAAGCUAUCGUGUCAUUUCAGAGGAACAAGAACAGCAGCAAAAGUUUUGCAAUGUGGAUCUUAUUGGCCUACGUUAUUUAAAGAUGCUAAUGUCUUUGUCAAGAGUUGUGAUCGUUGUCAAAGAAUCGGUAAUAUAUCAAGAAAAGAUCAAAUGCCAAUGACUGGUAUUCUCGAAGUUGAGUUGUUUGACGUGUGGGGAAUAGACUUUAUGGGACCUUUCCCAUCAUCUUACAAUAAUAAGUACAUUAUGCUUGCAGUGGAUUAUGUUUCUAAAUUGGUAGAAGCUGCAACAACUCCUAAUUGUGAUGGUAAAGAGGCGUUAUUCUACCAUCCACUUGCAAAUGGUCAAGCUGAAGUGUCAAAUCGGGAGAUUAAAAGCAUCUUGGAAAAGACUGUAAAUACAUCAAGGAAGGAUUGGUCGAAAAAGCUUGAUGAUUCACUUUGGGCUUAUCGCACAACAUUCAAAACUCCGAUCGGUAUGUCACCAUAUCGAUUGGUGUUUGGUAAGGCGUGUCAUUUACAGGUGGAACUUGAGCACAAAGCUUAUUGGGCUGUGAAAAAGUUAAACAUUGGCCUCAUUAUGGCGGGACAAAAUAGGCUUAUGGAGUUGAAUGAGCUCGAUGAAUUCUGA
Molecule: messenger RNA, 1155 nt
Organism: Humulus lupulus (European hop)
Lineage: Eukaryota; Viridiplantae; Streptophyta; Magnoliopsida; Rosales; Cannabaceae
Exons: 4
Coding region: 1-1155 (384 amino acids)
Molecular function (GO): nucleic acid binding
Source: RefSeq, a predicted model, not a curated record